Messenger RNA from Ciona intestinalis (vase tunicate), 3373 nucleotides. The record is from RefSeq and is a predicted model, not a curated record. Lineage: Eukaryota; Metazoa; Chordata; Ascidiacea; Phlebobranchia; Cionidae.
GCUUGGUCACGUGUCUAAACGCUGACUCACGGUAGGUUACUAAGAGUCAUCACUUUUCGCCAGCGAUCGGCGUGAAUGUUGUGCAGUACAAUAUUUAGGAAAAUAUUAAGAAUAAACUGCCGUUCUUACAUUGUAACCACAACUCACACCAUGGCCCCAACAAAUCCAAGUAAAGGAAAGAAGCUGAAGUUGGUUUCGCGACGAUUAGACGACAUUCUAAGUGUCCAUGAUGGAAUUGUGAAAUCGGAUUCAGAUAAACGUGAAUACCGUGGUCUACAAUUAAACAAUGGGUUAAAAAUAAUGCUGAUUAGCGAUCCAAAAACCGACAAAUCUGCUGCUUCUAUGGAUGUUAAUGUUGGUAGUUUAUCCGACCCAAAAGAAUUGGAAGGACUCGCUCACUUCUGUGAACACAUGUUGUUUCUUGGAACCGAGAAAUAUCCUGAUGAAGAUGAAUAUAGCAAAUUUCUGAGUCAACAUGCAGGAAACUCCAAUGCAUAUACAUCAGAUGAUCAUACAAACUAUUACUUUGAUGUGGGACAUAAACAUCUGAAAGAAAUACUGGACAGAUUUUCUCAAUUCUUCAUCUGCCCUCUCUUUGACGCGAGUUGCACGGACCGUGAAAUGAACGCGGUGCACUCGGAGCAUGAGAAGAACGUGAUGUCCGAUGGGUGGAGACUUCAGAGACUUGAUAAAGCAACAGCUAACCCUAACCAUCCAUAUUCACAGUUUGGCACUGGUAACAAAGAGACCCUUGACUCUGAGCCUAAAAAAAAAGACAUUUGUGUUCGCGAUGAACUGCUCAAGUUUCAUGACUCAAUGUACUCAGCAAAUAUUAUGGCCCUUGCUGUGUUGGGGCGAGAGUCAUUAGAUGAACUGACAGAUAUGGUUACGCCCAUGUUUUCUUCUAUUAAAAACAAACAACUAACUGUGGAGACUUACACUGAAUCACCAUACACUGAGAAAGAACUAAAGGUCUGCAUGAAAGUGGUUCCAGUUAAAGAUGUUAGAAACCUUGUGCUAACCUUCCCAAUUCCUGAUCUCACUGAACAUUACCAAUCCAAUCCGGGUUCUUACCUUGGUCACCUGAUCGGGCACGAGGGGCCGGGAAGUUUGUUGUCUGAGUUAAAAUCAAGAGGUUGGGUGAAUUCCCUGAUGGCGGGUGAAAAAGGGGGAGCUCGUGGGUUUGACUUCUUCAUAAUUCAAGUUGAUUUAACUAAAGAAGGAAUGGCACAUGUGGAUGACAUAGUAGUUUGUAUGUACCAAUAUAUUGAUAUGUUAAAAACAAGUGGAACACCCUCGUGGAUAUUUCAAGAAAUUAAAGAUCUUAACAACAUGAGCUUUAAAUUUAAAGACAAAGAAAAGCCAACUUCAUGUGUGCAGAACUGCAGUGAGUCGAUGCAUUACUUUCCAAUGGAAGACGUAUUAUCAGCAGGUCACCUCGUGAAGGAAUUCCGACCAGACCUUGUUGAAGAUCUCCUUGCAAGGCUUAACCCCGAUAAUAUGAGAAUAACCCUUGUAUCGAAAUCCUACAAAGAUGAAGUUGACGUUACCGAGAGGUGGUACGGAGCAAAAUACAACCUCACCCCCAUCUCCGAGGAUCUUCUCAACAAUUGUCGCAAAGUAACCCCCUCAUCCAAGUUCCAUCUCCCACCCCCCAAUGAAUUCAUUCCAACCAACUUCACGAUUGCCCCCCUUCCACAAGGGAGUUCCCCUGUACCAGAACUGAUAAAGAGAAACCAGUUAUCGCAUGUUUGGUUCAAACAAGAUGAUAAAUUCAAACUCCCUAAAGCUUGCAUAUUAUUUGAGUUGUUCAGUCCAGUGGCUUACUCAUUUCCCCAGCAUUGUAACAUGGUGUAUAUGUUUACUGAGUUGUUUAAGGAUGCAUUGAAUGAAUACGCAUAUGCUGCUGAACUUGCUGGAUUGAGUUAUAAGUUUAGCAACAGUGUCUAUGGUAUUCAUUUGACCAUCAAAGGUUACAACAACACGCAACGAGUUCUACUGGAGAAGAUUUUGACGAAAAUGACAACUUUCAGUGUUGACCAGAAAAGAUUCCACGUUAUCAAGGAAUUGUACACAAGGUCACUUAAGAACUUUAAGGCUGACCAACCGUACCAGCAUGCAUCCUACUUCAGUCAUGUAGUCAAGUCCGAGAAGGCUUGGACCAAGGAUGAACUGAGUGCAGAACUCGUCAACCUGACUUCAGAGAUGCUGCAAGAAUUCAUUCCAAAGUUUAUGAAGAGAUUGCAUGUACAGAUGCUUAUGCAUGGCAACCUCACAAAAGCUGAGGCACUAAAGAUAUCUGAAACAGUUGAAGAGAUAUUACAACACAAAGCAUUGACUGAACCACUAUUGCCAACUGAGCUGCAGAAACAUAGACAAUUUAAAAUACCCAACGGUAGUUCAUAUGUGUUCCAAUAUAAAAACCAAGUUCGAAAGAUCUCAUCUAUGCUGGUUUACUUACAAGUUGGUCUACAGAACACAACAGAUAACAUGUUGUUGCAACUAUUAGCACAAGUUAUAUCGGAACCUUGUUUCAAUAUACUACGUACAAGAGAGCAGUUAGGUUACAUUGUGUUCAGUAGUGUUGAUCGUGGUAAUGGAGUUCAAGGUCUAAGAAUCAUUAUCCAAUCUGAGCGAACACCUAGUUAUUUGGAAGGAAGAGCUGAGGCUUUCAUUGAACACGUUGGGGAUCACCUUAAUGAGAUGAGUGAAGCUGAGUUCCAAAAACACGUUUCUUCACUUGCUGCACAAAUAUUGGAGAAACCAAAGAAAUUGGGGACGGAAACAUUAAAGUAUUGGUCGGAACUUUUGUCGGAACAAUUGUUUUUUAAAAGAGAUGAGGUUGAAGCCGAACAUUUAAAAACUUUGACCAAACCGAUGUUACAAGAUUUCUAUAAACGGUACAUCCAUGUUUCAGCACCAGAGCGUUCCAAACUAACUGUUCAUGUGCUCGGGAAAAAUUUAGAUAGUUGUCCAACUCAAGCAGAGCCAACAUGUCAAGGUGAUUUGCUUCCAUGUCCAAAACUUCCAGAAUCAACAUUGAUAUCCGAUGUAAACCAAUUCAAACAAAGUCUUGAGUUAUACCCACGUGUACGACCAUAUUUGGACAUCAACGAGGCUAAACUAUAAUAUUUGUGAUUCAUGUUGUUGUGAAGACACAGAAUGAGGUCUUAAGAUUUCUAUGUUUGUCGGCUAUUAUUUCUAUGUUGUGCUUUAUUUGUCCGCUGCUGUAAUUACCUGCAUAACUUUGAUAAGACCAAUGAAUAUGAAAUUUUUGUUCCUCGUUUUUCAAUGUUGCUCAGAUUAAAUGGUUUUAGGAAAAUUGUUUGUUUGUUUUAAUUAUCUGUUGGUAAUAAAAUUAAACAACAAAAAA